UUUCACAACAUGGCGAACGUAUAAUCAGUUGUUAUGUUACGCGUAUUUUUAGUGUUUAAACCUAAAUAACAAUAUAAAUUACGUUUGAUUCAGUUCCCAGACUGGUGUCUUGUUUAUUUUCUAGUUCUCAGUUAUAAAAGAAACAAUCAAAAUUGAAAGAGGCAGUGUAAAAGCAGUCUGAAGGAAGGGCACGAAUUCGGCGGAUCAUUGAACUUUUGAAGGUGAUAUCUGGAUGUUAUCACGAUGCCGCGUCGCGGUACUGAGGUGAUCCAGCUGCCUAUGCCUCCGAAGAAGAAAACAAAGAUAGUAGAUGAGCCCCCACCGAGUUUAGACGUCAGCUUUUGUGAUGACGAGGCUUUACCUCCUGGGAUUGUGUUUAGCGAUGUCCAACAGAAGAAAUGGCGUAUCGGCAAGCCUAUCGGUAGAGGCAGUUUCGGCCGCAUCUACCUGGCCUCCGACGAGGUAGAUAAGGAGGUCACGAAAGCCAGCGCCAGGCACGUGGUCAAGAUAGAGCCGCAUACGAACGGGCCACUGUUCGUCGAGGUACAUUGCCUUAUACGCACUGCGCAGGUUGAUAAAGUGAAAGCAUGGCGCCAGCGCAACAAACAGAAACGUCUCGGUAUGCCAGUCUACAUAGCCAGCGGGUCCUUCACAGACGACAACACCGGCGUCAAGUAUCGUUUCCUCGUCCUACCGCGCUACGACAUCGACCUACAGAAGAUCAUCGCCAGAACCAAGGUCUUGGACCUCAAAAACGUCCUCGUUUUAGCUGUCCAGAUACUUGACGUCCUGGAGUACCUCCACGACCAAGGAUACACACAUUCUGACAUCAAAAGUUCAAAUUUAAUGCUGGGUUUUGACGCCGGAAAACUGAACAAGAUGCCGAUGAUGAAACCGGCACCGUCUUUCCAGAAAGAAACUAAAGAGGUGGCUGUUUUGGCCGGGAAACAUAGAAGGGCCAAGAGCGCGAAGUCUCGCGCCUCAAAUUACUAUGAUGAUGAAGAUUUCAUUGUCAAAGAGAAGGGAGAUAAUACAGAGGAAGAGGACGACGAUGUCGCAAAUGUUAAGAGGAAGCUUCGUAAGAUCCUAUCAGACAGAGACAGCAGGACCAUGCACAGACACCACGCGUUCAAUCUGAGACAACUAUCAAACUAUGUCAACUACGAAGACCUAAACAGCUCCGUGUGCUCAGACCAAUCGUACCAGAAACUUCUAGACGAUUUCGGACACAGAAGCAUCAUCCGCACCCCAGAAGAGUUCUACGAAGACGUAAAAAAGAGAAACGGGAAAUUUAACAGUGAGAUUAAUUUAAACGACAUACACAAAGAAGCGGUCAUGUCACAAUCAAAUGGACAGAUCUACUUGCUUGAUUACGGGCUAGCUUCGAAGUUUCUGGACGCUGAAGGGAAGCACAAAGACUUUGGUAUGGACGCUCGGAAGGCGCAUGACGGGACCUUGGAAUAUAGCUCUAGAGAUUCGCAUAUAGGGGCCCAUUCCCGUCGAUCUGAUUUGGAAACUCUUGGAUAUAAUCUCCUGGACUGGCUGACUGGUACCCUCCCCUGGAAGACUAGUGAAGUGUUAGCUGAACCGGAUUUAGUUCACGCACUCAAGAAAAACUACAUGGAUGACGUGAAAUCAUUCCUAAAGACUUGUUUCAAGACUGAAUUUUACCCUCAAUUCAUGGAAAAGUAUCUGCAUUACGUCACGACCUUGGAGUACACUGACAAACCAGAUUACGACUACUGCAGAAGUUUGUUCAAAAGUGAACUGUUGAAGAAUGGGUAUAAUAAAGAUAUGUGCUUGAAUUUCGCGGAACCGGCUCUUUCACCUAUGAGCCGAAAGCUUUGCUAUUCGAAGCGGUUCGGCAGGAAGAAUACUCCACCAGACUUCUUGGCGCGGAGCGGUAUCAAGAAAUCUUAUGAAAGAGAAAAUGUGUGUUCGUUAGAGAAUGAUCUUAAGUUGGAGUUGUUGAAACAGACUCUCAACUCGUCAAGUGACGGAAUCCGGAAACCGUGCACCUCUCGUAACUUCUUCAUAUCAGACGCAGAUCUAGUCGCUCGCCUGAAGAAAUCUCUCAUGCCUCUGGAUGUCUUCGGCAAAAAACUGUCUCCAAAAAACCUGCGAUCACAACAUAAGAAAAAUAUUAAGAAACGUCGCGGUGUAAAAAAACACAGGAAUAGUAUCGGAAAGUUUGGCAACUUCAUGGGAUCGGCAAGACAGUUCACUUGGGCGGAGAUUUUAGCUGGCAACCCAGAGGAUAUCAUUCGGAAAGAACGCAACAACGCGAAGAGUGACGAGGAAGACGAUGAUGAAGAAACAUGCAAAUAUCGGAUCCGGAAACUAUCAGAUGCUUCAGACAACAGUGAUACCAACUUACUAUCGCCUCUAAUGCAGAUGGACUAUCUCGAAAGCAUGAACCCUACUUACGCCAUGAAGGAAGUAGUAGCUAACUUCAAGAAGAAAGUCUCAGGUCAUGUUAAAAAUUCUAAAGAAACCGAAGAACUCCCUGAAGGAUUAGAAGGCUAUACUCCGGCAAUGAUCAAAGUGUACAGGAUGAAAGAAAAGAGAGAGGUGAAGGAAAGACUGGAACAGUUGAAACAGCAAGUUUUAAAUAAAGAACCAGUGGUAAUUGUACCAAGAUGUACGAGGUCCAAGAAAAGUGUCUCUAAGAAGAUUGAACCAAUAAGAUCCACCAGACAGAAGACUACAAGCGAAAGUUCAAUUGAGGAAGAAACGGACAAGCCUAAAGAGACAAGAAUGAGGAGACAGAAAGGAUCAACCGACAGUAAGCAAGAAGAAACAGAAAAAACAACAAGAAAAACCAGAAAAGCAACCAGUGUUGACAAGACAGAAUGUGACAAUGAGAAAACAAAAGUAAGAACCAGACAAACCAGACAGAAUACUUCCUCUGACUAUGAAAAAGGUAAAUCUGAGACUGAUGUAGAAAACGUCCCUAAAACAAGAGCGACCAAGCAGAAAAAUUCCAAUGUGGAGAAAAUGGAAGUUGACUUAGAAAUUUCCACUAAACCCACAGACAGGUCUAAGUCUAGGAGUACUAGAAAUGUCGCUAAGAAAGAAGUGAAGAUUGUGGAGAGAAAGCCGUCUUCAUUGAGUUGUAAAAAGUCGUCGCCGAGGGCCAGAUCUCGGAUCGUCGCUCCCAACAACCGGAGGCGCCUCAGAAGCAGCCGACGUAAAUGUCUCUAACUCCACAUCUUUUACUUCGUCACUACCCUCGAAAUAUUAGCAUAACGAUAAUCUUAUGUGAUCCAUUAUUUGUCCGUUCAAUUUUUUUUUUAUAAGAUCGUACUUUUCCAUUUCUUUUUUUAUAUUUUUAGUUCUUAAGAUGCUAGGUGUUCUAUUAACCCACCUUUUUUCAAUAUUAUUGUUUGACGAUUUAAAAAUUGAGCAACCUAUGUGAUUUUUUUCCAUUACAAAAUCUUAACAUAUUAAAAUAUUGAUUAAAUGAAUUUAGGCAUCACAUUUUCCUCGUUAAUUGUAAGGAAAUUUAGGAUACGGACCCGAUUUCAGGUCGUGACUAGGCUUAAUAAAUUGUUUGCAUUUAGCAGAAAAACAUUGAUUUUGAAACGCGAAGUAGCUAAGAAUUUGUAACAAGCGCCUAUUUCCGCGAUUUAAAUGUUUCCUGUAGAUGAAUAAAUAAAAGUGAUUUUGUUAUUUGA
Molecule: messenger RNA, 3677 nt
Organism: Pectinophora gossypiella (pink bollworm)
Lineage: Eukaryota; Metazoa; Arthropoda; Insecta; Lepidoptera; Gelechiidae
Exons: 5
Coding region: 244-3204 (986 amino acids)
Biological process (GO): peptidyl-serine phosphorylation; signal transduction
Cellular component (GO): nucleus; cytoplasm
Molecular function (GO): protein serine/threonine kinase activity; ATP binding
Source: RefSeq, a predicted model, not a curated record